GGGGGCCGCCAUUUUCCGGGAGUGGGAGGUGUACCUUACUUCCUGACUCCCUUCCCUUUUCCACCGGUUAUCACGGCGCCCACCGGCCUCUGAUCUCUGAGUCUUCUCCAACCCACAGACGUUUUUGUUGCUCUGGUUCCGGGACCUUCUCCACAACUAGGCCAUUUUUCCUGCCAGGUGUCCAUUUUGACCUCUUGACCUCUGACUCAAAGGUCAGCCCAAAGGUUCCAAACUCGGGUCUGGGAUGUGAGGGGGUAGUGAACUUAAGUUCUCCGAAUCUUUAGCCCUGGGCUCCUAAGUCGCACCCUUAAGGCACCUCAGUUUAGGUCUGAGUCUUCAUAUCCCAAACUUACUCAUGUGUUUCCACAUCUAGCCCCAAAGAAUGAGUUAACUCCUACUAACUGUCCACCUAAGACUCCCGAGGUAACCCAACCGGUACCACAGAUCCGGUUCCGGAUUUAAGGACCCCACCCUGUUAACUGUAAGGUGCCUUAUGACUUGAGUCACCCUCACAAUUCCUGCUCCCAUGGUUUCAAAUAUUAGCUGUGGUCCUUUCACAGCCACUGCUCAGCCCCCAGAUUCUGGAACUCAGCUCGUAAAUUUUUAAAAUUUCCAUCCCUGAGACCGUUCUCUGUUGGAGGAUCCUUCCCUCCCCGCCUUCUGAACCUCUCAGCCCCUCCUGUAGACCCCAAAAUGACUUCUUCAUGUUCUCCUCCCCUAAAGCCAUCAAUCCCUCCUCCAAGAACCCCUGUAACCCAAGCCAGCAGCAUUCCAUCUCCUCCUCUACCCCCAAGUCCCCUGGACUUUUUAGCUAUACCAUCCCCUCCCUGGAGUCAGCAGACCGCUGUUCCCCCACCGCCCCCACUGCCUCCUCCACCCGCUGCCACGGGGCCUGCUCCCCCUCAUGUCUUCGGCCUGGAGAAGAGCCAGCUCCUGAAGGAGGCCUUGGAGAAGGCUGGCCCGGUCCCCAAGGGCAGAGAAGAUGUGAAGAGGCUCCUGAAACUGCACAAGGACCGGUUCCGAGGUGACCUGCGGUGGAUCCUCUUCUGUGCAGACCUGCCGUCCCUCAUCCAAGAAGGCCCUCAAUGCGGGCUGGUGGCCUUGUGGAUGGCAGGUACUCUCCUGUCGCCCCCCAGUGGCGUCCCCCUGGAGAGACUCGUGCAGGUGGCCACGGAAAGAGGCUACACGGCCCAGGGAGAGAUGUUCUCAGUGGCCGAUAUGGGCAGGCUGGCUCAGGAGGUGCUGGGCUGCCAGGCCAAGCUGCUCUCUGGCGGCCUGGGCGGUCCCAACAGAGACCUCGUCCUGCAGCACCUGGUCACCGGACAUCCCCUGCUCAUCCCCUACGACGAAGACUUCAACCAUGAGCCGUGUCAGAGGAAGGGCCACAAGGCCCACUGGGCGGUGAGCGCAGGGGUCCUGCUGGGUGUUCGGGCUGUGCCCAGUCUCGGCUACACUGAGGACCCUGAGCUGCCAGGUCUGUUCCACCCAGUGCUGGGCACGGCCUGCCAGCCACCAUCCCUGCCGGAGGAGGGCUCCCCGGAAGCUGUCUACCUGCUGUCCAAGCAGGGCAAGAGUUGGCAUUAUCAGCUGUGGGACUACGACCAAGUCCGGGACAGCAACCUGCAGCUGACGGACUUCUCACCCUCGCGGGCCACCGACGGCCGGGUGUACGUGGUGCCCGUGGGUGGGGUGCGGGCUGGCCUCUGUGGCCAGGCCUUGCUCCUCACACCGCAAGACUGCAGUCAUUAG
Messenger RNA from Mandrillus leucophaeus (drill), 1749 nucleotides. RefSeq names its product chromosome unknown open reading frame, human C19orf54 (gene ACTMAP). NCBI's taxonomy places the organism in Eukaryota, Metazoa, Chordata, Mammalia, Primates, Cercopithecidae. The transcript has 6 exons. The record is from RefSeq and is a predicted model, not a curated record. Bases 694 to 1749 code for a protein of 351 amino acids.